AUGCCUAUCCCAGUCGAAUAUGUCAAUGGCAAAAAGUACUUUACGGUUCUUGAAAAUAAUCCGGAGGUGAUGAACGCACUUGCUCCAAAGCUAGGACUCUCUCCUCGACUCAAAUUCCAUGACGUAUAUUCACUCACAGAGCGCUCACUUCUUGCCAUGAUUCCACGGCCUUGCCUUGCUCUUCUCGUCAUUAUUCCUCGCACACCAGCAUGGUAUGCUGAGCGGAAGGCUGAAGACGACGCAAAGCCUGAGUACACAGGAUUUGGUGCCGAUGAGCCUGUUGUUUGGUUCAAACAGACCAUCGGGCAUGCGUGUGGCUCGUAUGGUCUUACACAUCUUGCCAUCAAUGGACCUGCCAGGCAUUUUGUUGAACCUGGCUCGAUUCUGGCGAGAAUCAGAGAGGAAGCUCUACCGUUGAAAAUUGAAGAGCGAGCCCAGUAUUUGUACGAUAAUAAGGAGUUCGAAGAGGCUCAUCAAAGUGUAGCAGAGAUGGGUGAUACUGUUGCUCCUGAUGCGGAGGGAGGAAAUGAAGCUGGGCACUUUAUAGCUUUCAUUAAGGGCGAUGAUGGAAAGCUGUGGGAGCUGGAAGGUAGUCGGAAGGGACCUAUUGAGCGUGGUCAGUUGGCGGAUGACGAGGAUGUUUUGAGUGAGAAAGCGCUUGCGUUGGGGAUUGGCAGAAUUAUUGAGUUAGAAAAGGCCAGUGGAGGAGGUGAACUGAGAUUCAGCUGUAUUGCUCUUGCUGAGGGUUGA
Molecule: messenger RNA, 750 nt
Organism: Glarea lozoyensis ATCC 20868
Lineage: Eukaryota; Fungi; Ascomycota; Leotiomycetes; Helotiales; Helotiaceae
Product: Cysteine proteinase
Exons: 2
Coding region: 1-750 (249 amino acids)
Biological process (GO): protein deubiquitination; ubiquitin-dependent protein catabolic process
Cellular component (GO): cytoplasm
Molecular function (GO): cysteine-type deubiquitinase activity
Source: RefSeq, a predicted model, not a curated record